AUGGAAGAGGAAUACAACGUUAAAAUUGUCCUUGAAUCACGCCCAGGAAAAGAAUAUCCUGAGAAGGACUGCUUUUAAAUCACUUAUGGCAAGCCUCCAACUGAGAGCGAAGUUAAAGUUGAUCAAAUUCUUGUAAGAGUUAAAUUCAUUUCAAUCGAUGCAAGUAUGAGAGUUUGGAUUAGUGGUGCUAAAACUUACAUGGACCCUGUUAAUCCUGGUGAUGUUAUGCCUGCUAGCUGCAUCGGUGAAGUCGUCUUUUCAAGAAGCCCUGAUCUCAACAAAGGAGACUUGGUUUUAGGUUUGAUGAAAUGGUAAAAAUACUUAAUUCUAGAUCGUAAAGGAUUAAUGAAAGUUCCCAAGGAAUAUCCUAACCCUGAACACUUUUUAGGAGUUUUAGGGACAAAUGGUCUUACUGCAUAUUUUGGCAUGUUUGAUAUUGGCAAACCCCAAAAAGGAGAAACUGUAGUUGUAAGUGCUGCUGCAGGUGCAGUUGGUUAAAUUGCAGUUCAAUUAGCUAAAUCAGUUGGUGCAAGAGUCAUAGGUAUGGCUGGAUCAAAGGAUAAGUGUGAAUUUGUAAAGAGCUUAGGAGCUGACGAGUGCAUCAAUUACAAAGAGGAUGACAUCUUUAAGAAAUUGAAGGAAUACUGCCCUAAAGGUAUUGAUGUCUAUUUUGAUAAUGUUGGUGGUGAAAUCUUGGAUUUAUGCUUGUUACUUGUCAGAGACCACUGCAGAAUUGUUAUGUGUGGUGCCAUAUCUGGUUACAAUUCAACUAAACCCUAUGCAAUCAAGAAUUACCAAAGACUCAUUAUUAAGAAAGGUUUAAUGCAAGGAUUUAUAGUUAUGGAUUAUGCUAAGAGAUACAAAGAAGCUAUUGCAUACCUCGGUAAUCUUAUUUCCAAGAAUUAACUCAAACACACAGAAGAUGUUCUCUACGGUCUUGACUCUGCUCCUCGUGGGCUUAGACGUCUCAUAGGUGGUGAUAACACUGGUAAAGUAAUCAUAAAGUGUGAUUACCCUGAAAAACAACAACCUAAGCUUUGA
Tetrahymena thermophila SB210 is the source of this 1041-nucleotide messenger RNA. RefSeq names its product zinc-binding dehydrogenase family oxidoreductase. The transcript has 3 exons. The record is from RefSeq and is a predicted model, not a curated record. Gene Ontology annotation, molecular function: oxidoreductase activity, acting on the CH-CH group of donors, NAD or NADP as acceptor. NCBI's taxonomy places the organism in Eukaryota, Ciliophora, Oligohymenophorea, Hymenostomatida, Tetrahymenidae.